Arabidopsis lyrata subsp. lyrata is the source of this 793-nucleotide messenger RNA. Its product is annotated as mitochondrial substrate carrier family protein J. The record is from RefSeq and is a predicted model, not a curated record. NCBI's taxonomy places the organism in Eukaryota, Viridiplantae, Streptophyta, Magnoliopsida, Brassicales, Brassicaceae.
UCACGUGACUCUUUAUACUGCUAGAAGCCAGUAAAAUUUGGUCAUGAAUGCAUUAGAGGUCACUAAGAGUAACGUAGGCACUGCAGCGGUUAGCUUUGGGUUUACAAAGGCUAAGGCUGCUGCAAUUGCUCAUGCGGUUGAGGGUUUGACCACUGCAAUGGCCUCACAGCUACAGCGUGUUUGGACGCUUGUUGAUGUGGUGAGCCAAAGGCUUAUGGUUCAAGGAAGCAGAGGUUUGGUCAAUGCAUCGAGAUGUAAAUAUAUUAAUGCGUUUGAUGCAUUUAGUAAGAUCAUUUCUGCUGAUGGACCAAAGGGACUGUACAGAGGAUUUGGGAUAUCUAUUUUGACUUAUGCCCAGUCUAAUGCGCUCUGGUGGGCUUCCUACUCUGUUGCACAACGAAUGGUUUAGAGUGGAGCUUGGUGUUAUGUUUGCACCAACAACGAGAAUGGGAACAAUAGGGUGAUUAAACCGGACUCCAAAGUGAUAAUGGCUUUUCAAGGGGUUAGUGCCGCCAUUGCUGGUAGUGUCUCCACUUUGAUUACAAUCAAGACUAGACUGCAGGUUCUAGAUGGGGAAGAUAGUAAUAGUAGUAGUAACAAUAGGAAGUGCAGUCCGACUAUUCGACAGACAGUUAGAAGCUUGGUCAGGGAAGGUGGUUGGAUGGCUUGUUACAGAGGAUUGGGACCAAGAUGCGCUUCUAUGUCGAUGUCUGCUACAACUACGAUCACUACUUAGGAGUUCUUGAAGCGUCUUUCUGCAAAGAACCAUGACAUGUCUUACUCUAAAUCAUAG